Canis lupus familiaris (dog) is the source of this 2778-nucleotide messenger RNA. It is a transcript of the gene MIPOL1, whose product is annotated as mirror-image polydactyly 1. The record is from RefSeq and is a predicted model, not a curated record. The coding region runs from base 790 to 2103 and encodes 437 amino acids. The transcript is spliced from 16 exons. NCBI's taxonomy places the organism in Eukaryota, Metazoa, Chordata, Mammalia, Carnivora, Canidae.
GCGGCGCGCGGCGUGCGGCUGGCUCCCUCCCGCGACGCGCCCCGCCCGGUCGUUUGCGGGCGCGCGCUCCUCCUCGGACGGGUGGGCGCCGGGGUCGGGAGGCUCCGAGCGAAAGUCGAUUGGCUGACGUAGCGGCCGCGCGUCGGGCCUCAGAAACUCUGGGCAAGCGCCGAGAGUCGGCUCUCCCGGCAGCGCCGGGCGCAUCUCAGGUGCCAAAGAACCUACUAUUCUGGCUCUAUUUGAAACUAAGUCCAGUAUUUGACAUUUUUUGGACCAUCUAGCUGAUGUGAAUUUGAGUUGCAGACCUUUGAAAGGCCUGGCUUGUGGUGAAAAUUUCUUAAGGAUCCUUUUUCCUGCUCUGAUCAAUACCACGGAGGAUUUCCCUGUAGUCUUCUAAGUGGGAGUGAUGGGUCUCCUCACCUCAACUCUUAUGUCCUUUCUUCACUGGUUAUAAUUGCCUGUGUAUUCUUUGUUACACCUAUUCAAGCAUGUAUGCAUAUACCACUUCCUUUGAAGAUUAAAAACAACUUGAAGGAAUGAGGUUAGGAAUCUGUGAUGGAGAAGGUCUUAAUUUAACAGAUGCUGAUGUGCUAAUCCAAAAGUAAAUGAGGAACUUAGAAAAAGAUUGCCAACUCCAGAUCAACAUAUUUAGAGAAAAUUGGAAAAGGAGAAGCUUACUACAGCCUUAUUUGAGGACUUUUUAAAAGAACACAGAGUUCUAGCUGUGAGCUUCAAAUCUUGGAGUAAAAACCAGAGACAUUGCCAGAGCAAACAAGAACAGAAGUACAAAUGGAGGACUGGUCAAAAGAGAUAGGCCACUAUUAUCUGGAACAAGAGACUACAGGAAGUAAUAUAAGUACAGAGCCAGAUGAACAACCAACUGUGAAUUCUAAGGAAGACAUCCAUCAGAAAUCCAAUGAAUUAGUUAAUGAAGCCACCCAUGAGGACACAGAACUGCCAGGGCAGAAAUCAAGGAAUUUUCUUUAUCCAGGUGAUGAGACAGCUGACUGUACUGCUAAAAAAUCCAACAUUAUGGAACAUAGAGAUAAUGAUUUGCAUCGUGAGUGUAUGAUCCCUUGUCGAGUUACUUCAGAUUUAGAUAAGAAGAAAAUAGCAUUUCUUCUAAAAGAAUUGGACUUUCUUAGAGCAAGCAAUAAAAAGCUUCAAGAAAAAUUGACUAAAGAAGAUAAAGAACAGAGAAAACUAAAGCUUAAGCUGGAACUCCAGGAGAAAGCAACAGAAGCUCAAAUUGCUGAAAAGACAGCAGCUCUGAUUGAAGAAGUAUAUUUUGCACAGAAGGAACGUGAUGAUGCCAUUAUGUCUCGACUGCGAUUAGCCAAUGAGGAGAGAGAUGAAGCAAUUGCACGAGCCAAGCAUAUGGAAAUGUCUCUAAAAGUGCUAGAAAAUAUUAACCCUGAAGAAAAUGACAUGACAUUACAGGAAUUACUGAACAGAAUAAACAAUGCAGACACAGGAAUAGCUAUUCAGAGGAAUGGAGCUGUAAUUGUGGAUAGAAUCUACAAGACCAAGGAAUGUAAAAAGAGAAUAACUGCAGAAGAAAUGAAUGCAGUGAUAGAAGAGCGGGAUGCUGCUUUGUCUCAGUGCAAACGGCUAGAGCAGGAGCUUCAUCAUCUGAAAGAGCAGAACCAGACUUCAGCAAACAACAUGAGACAUCUGACUGCUGAAAACAAUCAAGAACGUGCUCUGAAGGCAAAGUUGUUGGCUAUGCAACAAGCCAGAGAGACUGCAAUUCAACAGUACAAAAAACUAGAAGAAGAAAUCCAAACACUUCGAGUUUACUACAGUUUACACAAAUCUUUAUCCCAAGAAGAAAACCUGAAGGAUCAGUUUAACCAUACACUUAGUACUUACGAAGAAGCUUUAAAAAGUAGAGAGAACAUUGUCUCCAUCACUCAACAACAGAAUGAGGAACUGGCUACCCAACUACAGCAAGCUCUGACAGAUCGAGCAAACAUGGAAUUAGAGCUUCAGCAUGCCAUGGAGGCCUCCCAAGCAGCCAAUGACAAAGUUCAGAAGUUGGAAAGGCUAGUGGACGUCCUGAGGAAGAAGGUUGGAACAGGGACCAUGAGGACAGUGAUCUGACUGAAAAAACGACAGUCUGGGGAAGCAAUCACAUCUGGUGACCAGGCUGCUUCAUUCAACACUGUGUAAACACUAAAGCCUUAACUUAGCAAACAGUUGUUAGAAGUGGGACACUCCAACCACAUUCCAAGCUGAGAUAAAAUCAAAUCACAAAUGUUUAACCACUUUGCUGCUGACUUGAGUUAUUUAUCCAAAUGUAUUAACUACAGACUUUUACCAAUGAGUAGCUAUAAAGUUGCAGCUUAUUUUGUAACUAUUUUAUAUCUCACUGUAUUUAAUAUAAAUCUUUUUACCGAGAGACCGUUAUAGGUCAUAUCUUCACAUAAGGCCCUUUCUGAGUCAAAAUACAGCAAAGUAAAUAUUGUCUAAACCUUAAUCCACUGUGUUAGGUCAAAACUUCAAAUACAUGCAUUUUUCAAUAUAGAAUUUAUUUCUUAACUGAUGAGAGAAGCUCAGACAUGAGGGGGUACAUAGUCUUCCUCCAAUGCAUACACAUAAUCUUUGUUAGUAUUAAAGAAUAUUAAGUAUAAAUACCAAGAAUUAAAUAUAUAAUUUGCUCCAAUAAGAGUUUGGUACAUUAAAAUUAUAUUUUGUUUCACUUCAUGAUUUUUGUUUCACUACAAAUAAUGCAAACAAUUUUCAAUAAAAAAGAUAUUGUUCAUGUGUACUUCUAAA